Molecule: messenger RNA, 2574 nt
Organism: Acytostelium subglobosum LB1
Lineage: Eukaryota; Evosea; Eumycetozoa; Acytosteliales; Acytosteliaceae
Exons: 4
Coding region: 1-2574 (857 amino acids)
Biological process (GO): cell migration; regulation of Arp2/3 complex-mediated actin nucleation
Cellular component (GO): plasma membrane; lamellipodium
Source: RefSeq, a predicted model, not a curated record
AUGGACCCAAAAUUCAUUGAAGCCAGUCUAGGUAAUGUUGGUGGAUUAUUAGGUGAGGCCAACACUUAUAGCGAAUGGGUUGAAGCCAACAAGACUCCAACACCUCAAGGGUCUGGCUUCAACAAACGUCUAAUCGUACUAGGCAAAUACAAACUACUCUCAUUGAAGAAGGGUACAUUUGGCAACUCUGUCGAACUCAACUUCCACCUCCUCAACAUCACUGAGAUCAACUACUUGGACAAUGAUGAGACUUUGGUGAUCAAAUAUAAGGAGCUGGUUAAUGACCUGCCCGUGCAUGGUGGUUUGACCAUCCGUGCUACGUUCGAGAGGAUCCAGCACUUGUUGCGCGCAAUCCGCAAGAACAUCCGUUUGAUCACCCAUGGUAUCACAGAGAGCCAUGCACUUAAGCUCAACUACCCAGAGGAUAAAUUGCUGGCCUUUGACGAGCCGCUUCCAAUGUCCUCAGCCAACGGCUAUGUCGACACGUACAUCGCCAACUCCUGGCUCUACAAGACGGUCGCCACCGUCGACUACGUGAGAUAUAUCGAGGGUCUGGCUCAGAAUGGCUUGGACGAGCUGGACUUCACCCAAAGUGCUGGCAAUGAUCCAAACUCUGAAUACAGCUUCAACCUCUUCACAGCCCUCGUGGCCCUUGCUCACAACACAUUUUUCAAGUCCGUCAACCUCUCGGCACUUCCACAUGCAAACAUUGUCAACGCAUUGGCAUUGGCAUUGGAAACGAACCAAACGUUGACCAAGCUAAACUUGUCAGACCUUCGCAUUGAACAAUCAUUCCAACCAAUUGCCAAUGCAUUGGUAAAGAACACACAAAACGCUGUACACUCACUUGACUUGUCAAAGAACAACAUAGCCUACCCCGCCAUGAUGUCACUCUGUACCUUCUUCUCAAAGAUGCAACAUGGCCUUGUCAGCCUGGACCUGUCCAACUGCGACCUCAAGCCUAGAUGCGUGGUCAUCCUCUUCCAAGCAUUCGAGCGCAACUUUGGCAUGUCGCUGGCCAUCAAGUCCCUCAACCUAUCAAACAACAAACCGGGGGACAGCGGUCAACAAGCCAUCGCCAGCUGGAUGAGCAAGAUCAAGGGCUGCAACAAGCUGAGCUAUCUCAAUCUGAGCAACUGUGGCAUCAACUUCUCAAUAAUGGGUCCCGCGUUGGGACAUGUGGACGUGGCCCAUCUUUGCCUUUCGGGCAACAAGAUCGACAAGAAUGCCGCCAAACUACUUGCAGAGAAUGUGCUCAACUCCACAGAGAACCUGCUGCACCUGGACUUGAGCAACUGCUGGCUUGGAUACUACCCGCUCGAGCAUAUCUUCAGCUCGCUCAACCUAAACAAGCGUCCAGCAAGAUUGAACAUCAACCUGUCCAACAAUGGCCUGUCCGCCAGCGAGGCCUCUGUCAUUGGAAAGUAUGUUGGCGGCAUCCAAAACCUAUCCGGCCUGGACCUCUCCCACAACAAGCUUCCAUGUCGUGCGCUUAUCGACAUCCUGGGCUCGAUCAGAAUCAUGAGCAACUGCAACUUACAUCAGCUCAACCUGUCCAACAACUACUUUGCCGAGGGUGCCGAAGGCGAGCACCUAUGCAACCUGAUCGCCAAGAUCAUCAACAGUGUGGAGUCACUCAAAGCAGUUAACUUGAGUGGCGGCAAGUAUCCCUUGGGCAAGGCGUUGGUGCCACUGUUUGGCGAGCUGGCCAAGAGCAUCACCCUCAAGGAGAUCGACCUCUCAGACAACGCACUGGGAGACUGGGCCGCAUCCAGCCUGGGCGAGGUGCUUCGACAUAACUCGGCACUCAACUAUAUCAACCUGGACAACAAUCAAUUCUCCCUUCAGGGCUGGACCAGCAUUGCCCAACCCCUAUUGUUCGAUGUCAAUCGCUCGCUCAAUCAUUUGGAGAUCUCCAGGACAAUCGCAUCGGUCCAUACCUCUAGCCUUGUGAGCAACUUCAAGGCCAGUCCAGUGAUUGGUGGACUGUCAAGCCAGAAGAAGUGCCAGCUCGUAGGUAUCUUCAUCAAGAUUCAGAACAAGGUUGCAGAGAAUCGCUUUGAGUCUUCGAUGAAUGCCAACGCGUACGUGUCAGAGUAUGCUGGUGGCGAGGUGGUCAACCGCGGUGUUGAGCAUGUUGUCGAAGCCGUGCCACUUGUUGCCGUGCCCGUCCACCUGGCCGCACUGCCAUUGCCCAUGUCUCCACGUACCGAUGCAACAACACCAGAGUUGUUGAAUGCGAAGGAUGUGGCUGCUCAAGCCACCCUCCAGGAUGGCGCACAGGUCGACCAGACCCUAGAGAAACCAGACGUGUCCAAUGACUCGCUGAGAAUCAGCCAGACAAGAUCCCUGCCCACAAUAGAGAACUCGGAUUGGCAACCUGAUGACACGAGUGAGUUUGAGCACGUCGAUCAUGAUGAAGCCUAUUUCUACGAGCUAAACAGUGAUGGCGAAUCAACAAGCUCACGUCGCCAAAUUGCCAAAGAGCAUCCAGCUGAGCCAGCCUCAUCGUCAGAGGAGAAGCAACAAGAUCAAACAUUGCUCAUCGCUGCUCCACCCGUCGAGGCACUCUAG